This is a messenger RNA of Trypanosoma grayi, 873 nucleotides long. RefSeq lists its product as hypothetical. The coding region runs from base 1 to 873 and encodes 290 amino acids. NCBI's taxonomy places the organism in Eukaryota, Euglenozoa, Kinetoplastea, Trypanosomatida, Trypanosomatidae. The record is from RefSeq and is a predicted model, not a curated record. The transcript has a single exon.
AUGCAGUCGAGCGACACGAACAACCCGCGGGAGGAUAGCGUGUUCCAUCGUGUGAAGGCCGCUGUGCGCAAGGGUGCCGGGCCGCAGUCUGUCGUUGAGCUGCUGCGCCAGUUCCGCGAGCUCGAGGAGGAGCAGCAGCUGCGCGGCGAGACGGGCAUCAGUCACAGGCUCUUCGUUGGGCUCCUGCGCGACUUUGGUGUGCGGCUCCGCGACGACGAGACCGCCUACAUAUGUGCCGCCUUUGAUGACAAGCGCGACGGCUACAUCACGUCCAGCACCUUCGUCCGUCACUUCAUUGGGCUAAAUGCACGGCGCCACAAGGCGAUUCUGCGCGCGUGGGAGGUGCUGCCGAAGAAUGGACGUGGCGAAGUUGCGCAGGACGACAUGCACGACCGUUACAGCCUCAGCGGCACGCGUGGAGAUCUCAGCGCCACAUUUUCCUCCACCCCCGCCGACCAGCAGCGGCACAAGCAGGGUGAAAGCGGCGGCAAGGGGGUGAGCCUGGAGGAGUUCAUCGCGUUCUACGCCGCCGUGAGUGCAGAGAUACUGUGCGACGAGCAGUUUGAGCUGUUUCUGCUCCGCGAGUGGGACGCGGACGCGCCGACGCGGCCAACGAUGGCGGAGACGCAGCGCGAGUGGGGCCCCGACGGCGACCCGCUAGCCAUCACGAAGCCGCUCUUUGUGCAGGACGCGCUGAACAUGGCGCUUGGCACCUCCUCGCGGAAUUACAACUACUCGCACAUGCAGCGCGUGCACCCGUACGUGGAGCCGCUGCCGCCGCUGGAGCGCGACUACUUGAGCGUGACGAAGUGUGACUUCCGCCCGUACGUUGCGGGCGAGCGCGUCGCUGCCAACACGCUCCGUCACCGGUGA